AUGACCAAGCCGUCAACGUCAGCUCAAAACGGGACGGCAAAGCAGCCAUCUGAGGCUCGCGAGAGGAUCCGCGCUUGCUCAAUCGCUCUCUCAUCAGGCUCGUCACAACUUGGCAACCUCGAAUGGUCGGAGCUGGGUCAAGCGCUAGUAGUCACCGAUGAUGCCAUCGUCGUGCUGUCUCCCUUGACUGGCCUGCAUCCAACUCUAGCGGGGCAAAGCCGCACUCAAGACGUUGAAUGUCAUCCGGACUGGCAAGACCGCUUCCCGCAUUCAGUGGCCCAAAUCAACGUCAAGACGUUUCUGGAGCACGAAACUUCCUUACGACGCAGAACAUUGCUCGAAUCGGACCACUCCUCAGUCGAUGUGCGCUUCUUGAGCGUCCAAUGGACUUCAGCAAGCUGGUCAAAGCCGGGCAUGGGUCCGAGCCAAAGCUGCCUUAUCUUAGCUACCACCUCGGAGCUCGACCUAUUCAUCCUCGGCGCUCCUGUCAAUGCUUGGACGGGGGAAUGGAAACUUCUCCAUGCCAUCAGCCUUGAUCCCAUCGCCGCAUCUGUCCAGCUCAAUGCUAUCCAGCUCGGUGACGCUGACAAAGAGGUCUUCAGCCGAUCACGCGCGCUGCUCCGUAAAAAGCAGCUGGCUACCGAAGUCAUCUGUGCAUCUUGGUCCAAAGUGCACGACCCGACUGCCAGCACCCAGACGCUGUCGUCUACAGGACCGCAAGCCACCUACAUCGUCGCCGGCACUCGAUCGGGGCACAUCGGCGUCUGGCGAUGCGCCGCCAUCUCUGGUCAUUGCACCUUCAUGUCGGCGACGCCUGUCAGCAGCACAGCUAUCGAGAAACUGCUGGUCUCACCAUCGAUGGGAGAGAACGACGCGAAUGCUCUCGCAAAGAUUGCAUUCCAAGACUCGGAUAGUGUCAAGCUUUGCGACUUCUUUGUCAUUGAGGGUGGUGCCAGUGUCAGACCUUCCGAGGGGGCGCCUGUCAGCUCCGACCGUUGCACGAUCACGGCCUGGCAGUGGCGCCAGCACCAACUCAUCUACUCGACCAUUGGCCGCAUUCACGUCUACGACGUCAAGACUGGGCAAACGACAUCAUACGUUCUUGACACAAGCACGAACAGCAAUUCGGAUCCAUAUUCUCCAACCAUUUGCAUCAGCGAUUGCUUCGACUCACGGCACAGCAUCAACGUCGUGCGACAAGACUUGCGCGAGCAUCGCAUUCUCUCAACGCAGGCUGAACAGAGUCAGUCAGCUCCGAUUCAUGUGCCGCCAAUAGAGCCUCGCAGACUCUCAGGGUAUCCACCAUUGACCGAGGUUCUGCAAAGAAAAUACGACCUCCAUCAAGCCUUCCUGAGCUACACGCCAGAGCCCGGUUCCAGCCUUUCUGCAGCUUUGACGGUAGGCGCAAUCCGUACGAACGAACGCGUCGCAUUUCUGGGCUACAAUGUAUCGGAGUCCGUCUGCUAUCAGAUGGAGGUGAUCCGCUGCGACAAUCCGGACCCCGAGUCGCUCGUCGACGAAGCGCUGCAGCGGGUCGCUUCCGGCGCGCUCCCCUACCCGCUUGCGCGAUCGAUUCUCACCAUGCUGUACACGUGCGGACAACAGAAGACGUUUAGAGAUCAGCUCGCUUCGACCACUGAGAAUCGUUGGACCGCCUUGACGGCGGCGUCCGAACCAGAGAACGAGCAACGGCGGCAAUCACGGACGGACCAAGUGUCACGACAGCAGCAGCGACAGCUUCUGUACCUACUGUCCUGCCGUCUGGAGGAGACUUCAUCAGGUGCAUCGUCAUCGCUGGAGGCGCUGCAAAAGACUCACCGAGAAGCUGUGCUGCGGGAUUGGCUUCAGAGUCACUCAAGUCCCUCAGCGGCGAUCGACGAGCGUUGCGCUGCCUGCGAAUCGCCGCUGACGCUAUCAAGCGAAGGCAUUAAUGCGGACUUCGGAUGGGCAAGAUGCCAGAAGGGCCACGUUUGGCCGCGAUGCUCGUGUAGCAUGGCCAAACUGGACAUCAUCGGCCACCAAAGCUGCGCUUUCUACCGUGUCGGUGAUCUGCUGCAGCCUGACGUACCGACGUUCGGAACGGCUGCUUUCCACGCUCGCAGCCGAAGAGAUCGGUUCCACGAUCACCCCACGCUGACCCUGAUCGCCUUGCGCAGCGCAUCUUGCCUCAUCAUGGACACCUACUCUAACCAGCAACAGCAAGACAUCAAGAUGAAGUUCUCCGCUACCGCCCUUGUCGGCAGCAUUGCCGCCCUCCUCUCCUGCGUCCAGUCUGCUCCUCUCGAGAAGCGAGCUUACGUUGACGGGUUCGAUGUCUGUGAGUCCCCUCGUGUCUCUCAACACCCCUUCGUCCGGUAUACCUUUUGA
This is a messenger RNA of Pseudozyma hubeiensis SY62, 2367 nucleotides long. RefSeq lists its product as hypothetical. NCBI's taxonomy places the organism in Eukaryota, Fungi, Basidiomycota, Ustilaginomycetes, Ustilaginales, Ustilaginaceae. The record is from RefSeq and is a predicted model, not a curated record. Gene Ontology annotation, molecular function: histone acetyltransferase activity. Bases 1 to 2367 code for a protein of 788 amino acids. Gene Ontology annotation, cellular component: transcription factor TFIIIC complex. Gene Ontology annotation, biological process: transcription initiation at RNA polymerase III promoter. The transcript has 4 exons.